UCUGUGUCUCAGUUUAUUGUUUGUCGUACCGAAAGAUGGACAUACGUCUCGCAUUUGACGAAGAUUUAUUCAAGACGUCGUAAAAUAUCGCAGGGACGAUUUUUUUCUCGAAACAGCAGAAAAAAAGCAAAAAAAUAUCAGGAGAAUGUAAAAAUAAAUUAGCAACGAAGAAUGUCGAGGAAUAUCAAUUGUGUGCAACAACUGUGCAUCGUAUUUCUCGUUUGCGUUCACGUGCAAGCAAUUCUUAACAUUAACAACAACAGUAGCAGGAUACGACAGAAGCCUUUCAUGGAGGAGGUAAUGGAUGUGACACCGUCGAUAGACAUCGAAGCAACAAAUUCCCCGCAACCGCCAACAGACUCGGUACUCGAAUCAAUUAGGCUUAAGUGCACUUUGAGCAUCGACAACGGCAACAGUUCGGAAAAUUGUGCGUCAAUUUGCGAUGCCGGGAUAAAUUUAAAUAUCACAUCGCACGACGACGGCCUGAUGGAAAAAGUGACAAACGACUUGUUUACUCAAUGUCCAAAUAUUGAAACACUUUCUGUGAACGAUAAUCCGCACCUUACCAACAUAUCGGGGGCACUUUUCGAGCAAUUUUUCGCCUUGCAGCAACUAAAUUUGUCACAAAAUCGAAUAAAAGAAAUUCCAAGUGACGCAUUUCGAGGCGCUCAUGCCCUAACUUUGAUAAAUCUCUCUUCGAAUGCCAUCGAAAGUGUUGCUGGCGACGCUUUUAAACGUCUCGCGAAACUUUUGAUCCUGGAUUUGAGCGCGAAUCGCAUCAAACAACUCAGCGCCAAGAUGCUACAAGACUGCACAAGUUUGACUCACUUGAUUUUACGCCGAAAUUCCUUGCCGCAAGUCGAAAUGCACUUCACGACACGUGUCAUGCAACUAAUUGACAUGUCAUCGAACGAACUGUCAGCUGUGACAUUCAAAACUCCCGCACCAAAGAAGCAACAAAACGCCUAUCCGCGUAAUUUUAGCAACGUGACGUUGUUGUUAGACGAUAAUUUGUUGAAAAAUUUGACAAUUUCUCCCGCAAUCCAGAUUUACGAUUUAUCCCUUGCGAGAAAUCAGCUCGACUCGAUCACAGAAUUGAGUAAAAUUCGGCCAUUUUUGGCGCGAAAUUUGAAUUUGGAGGGAAAUUCUUUGACAUAUUUGGAUUCCAAGCAGCUUCCGGUCUCAAGUAAACUCGAAAUUUUGCGACUUCGAGGUAAUAAACUUUCGGAUUUGGAAGUUGAAGAGCUGAAAAGUCACUUUUUGAACUUAAAUUUCGUGUCGUUGCAAGAAAAUGAAUGGACUUGCAAAGAUCUCAAGAGGAUAGUGACGCAAUUGCAAGUGAGAAAUGUCAAAAUUCUCGAUGCGGAUGACGAGAAAGAAAUUCCCGCUCGAAAUCCCGAAUGUUCAUGGCGUGCGUUGUUUCGAUUCGCGACACGAGCUGUUCCUGCUGAAAAUGGAGUAUACCGCAAAACUAAACAGAAUUACGCUAAUUAGCGUGUGCACAGUGGGCUUUUUGAUUGUCGUCAUUUGCCUCAUUGCCGUUAGCUCGUGCCGCACGAUGCACCGCCUGCGGUCCGACAGCUUAUCAAAGAGUUUCGAAAUCAAAAUGAUGCCAACGGAAAAUAUUUAUGAGGAGCAUGUCUAUAAUAAUGUGUACAGCAAUCCAACAACACCAACGACAACAUUGUGAUUUAUGUAAUAAAAAAAAAUAAAAUAAAAUUUAUCUGUUAAAAAUUAUAAUAAAAUUUUUGGUUUUUUGUU
Culicoides brevitarsis is the source of this 1761-nucleotide messenger RNA. RefSeq names its product slit homolog 3 protein-like. Lineage: Eukaryota; Metazoa; Arthropoda; Insecta; Diptera; Ceratopogonidae. Bases 172 to 1494 code for a protein of 440 amino acids. The transcript has 2 exons. The record is from RefSeq and is a predicted model, not a curated record. Gene Ontology annotation, molecular function: protein binding.